This is a messenger RNA of Urocitellus parryii (Arctic ground squirrel), 1759 nucleotides long. RefSeq names its product WD repeat domain 18 (gene Wdr18). The record is from RefSeq and is a predicted model, not a curated record. Gene Ontology annotation, cellular component: rixosome complex; nuclear pre-replicative complex. NCBI's taxonomy places the organism in Eukaryota, Metazoa, Chordata, Mammalia, Rodentia, Sciuridae. Gene Ontology annotation, biological process: rRNA processing; DNA-templated DNA replication. Gene Ontology annotation, molecular function: protein binding.
CCGGGGUCCGCGUCUCGCUGGGGAUGACACACUUCCGGGACGUGGCGGCUGGGGAAGAUGGCGGCGCCCAUGGAGGUAGCCGUGUGUACGGACUCGGCGGCGCAGCUGUGGAGCUGUGUCGUGUGGGAGCUGCACUCGGGCGCCAACCUGCUCACCUACCGCGGCGGCCAGGCUGGGCCCCGCGGCCUGGCGCUGCUCAAUGGCGAGUACCUCCUGGCGGCUCAGCUGGGCAAGAAUUACAUCAGCGCCUGGGAGCUGCAGCGGAAGGACCAGCUCCAGCAAAAGAUCAUGUGCCCUGGACCUGUCACCUGUCUGACCACGUCACCCAAUGGCCUCUAUGUCCUGGCAGGAAUUGCAGAAAGCAUCUACUUAUGGGAGGUCUCCACCGGGAACCUCUUGGUCAUCCUGAACCGCCACUACCAGGAUCUCUCGUGCCUCAAGUUCACUGGUGACAGCAGCCACUUCCUCUCUGGGGGCAGGGACUGCCUGGUGCUGACCUGGAGCCUCUGCAGUGUGCUGCAGGUGGACCCCUCCAGAAUCCCUGCGCCCCGGCACGUCUGGUCUCAGCACACGCUCCCCAUCACAGACCUGCACUGCGGCUUUGGGGGCCCCCUGGCCCGGGUGGCCACCGCCUCGCUGGACCAGACAGUGAAGCUGUGGGAGAUCUCUUCUGGUGAGUUGCUGCUGUCCGUCCUGUUUGAUGUGGGCAUCAUGGCUGUGACCAUGGACCUGGCCGAACACCACGUGUUCUGUGGUGGCAGUGAUGGCUCCAUCUUCCAAGUGGACCUCUGUGCUCGGCCCACAGAGAGGGAGAGGAGCUUCCAGCCAGAGCAGGACCCUGGGAAGGUCUUCAGAGGGCACAGGAACCAGGUGACCUGCUUGUCGGUGUCCACGGACGGCAGUGUGCUGCUCUCGGGCUCCCAUGAUGAGACGGUGCGUCUCUGGGACGUCCAGAGCAAGCAGUGCAUCCGGACCAUGGCCCUCAGAGGCCCUGUGACCAACGCCUCCAUCCUGCUGGCGCCAGUGGGCAUGCUGAGCUCCGACUUCAAGCCCAGCCUGCCAUUGCCCCGCUUCAACAAGCACCUACUGGGCGCCGAGCACGGGGACGAGCCGCAAGGAGGGGGCCUCCCCGUGCGCCUAGGCCGCCACCAGCAGGGAUCAGAGCCCAGCUACCUGGACCGCUUGGAGCAAUUGCACAAGGUCAUGUGCAGCACCAUGGAGAAGGUAGAACGUGCUAGGCGGCCAGGACCAGCUGCGCGUGCGCGUGACGGAGCUGGAGGACCAAGUGCGCAACCUGCGCAAGAUCAACCGCGAUCUCUUCGACUUCUCCACRCGCAUCAUCACGCGGCCAGCCAAGUGAGGGCUGCGCUGCGAGAAGCCUCCGCGACCAGCGCCUUCAAGGGUCGGGCUCAGGCGCUUGGGCCAGUUUUGUGUUUCGAUUUUUUACUCCGUUUGGGGGCCGUUUUGUCUGGGUUUUGGUCCACUGGUAUGGGUCGUGUCCCACGGUGCUGUUCUGUUUUUAACAAAAGAUGGUCUAAAAGCCACUUUCUGCUGCCAUGUGUCCCUGCCAGACCCAGUGGCCAAACUGGGCCCUCCAGACCCAAUGCCGCGGUAGGGGGACUGUGGUCAUCGGGUUCCAGGCCAAGGCCCCUCUGGCCUGGAGGUGGCCAGCCCCAUGCAGCAGGCAGGCAGGUGUGGAGGCCCAGGGGUUGCAGAAGGAGCCCACAGCUCAGUCAGGGGGGCCUCUGCUAGCCAUGGG